This is a messenger RNA of Tarenaya hassleriana, 792 nucleotides long. Its product is annotated as receptor-like serine/threonine-protein kinase SD1-8. NCBI's taxonomy places the organism in Eukaryota, Viridiplantae, Streptophyta, Magnoliopsida, Brassicales, Cleomaceae. The record is from RefSeq and is a predicted model, not a curated record. The transcript has 2 exons. Bases 1 to 792 code for a protein of 263 amino acids.
AUGUUAUGCGAUGUUGUGUCGGAAAGGCAAAAGCAGAUGCUCCACAAGUUGGAGUUUACUUGCGUGAGGGGAAAGUAUAUCCCAUGUGCCCUGAGAGACUUUGGGGGUGAAAACCAAGUUCAAUCUCCACCGAAACCCAAUAUAAUACACCGAGUCACUUUUUUUUUCAAUCUCACGGUUUCUGAGAAUCGGACCCUUGUCUCUCCCGGCGGUGUGUUCGAGCUCGGAUUCUUCAAGCCCAGCGAUUCUCGGAACAGUUGGUAUCUGGGGAUUUGGUACAAGACCAUCCCGAAGCGAACAUAUGUCUGGGUCGCAAACAGAGACAACCCUCUCUCCAAUUCCUCCGGAACUCUCAAGAUCUCCGACAGAAACCUCGCCCUCUUCGAUCAAGCUGAUAACCCCGUCUGGUCGACGAAUCUGACCGGAGAAGUCAAAUCUCCGGUUGCAGAGCUCCUCGACAAUGGAAAUUUCGUGUUCAGAGACUCGGAAAACAACAACCCGGAUGAGUUCUUGUGGCAAAGCUUCGAUCACCCGACGGACACAUUGCUCCCCGAGAUGAAACUCGGUUGGGAUCUGAGAACCGGAUUCGACAGAUACAUAACCUCUUGGCGAAGCCCGGAUGAUCCCUCCACCGGAGAUUUCUUGUUCAAGCUCGAAUCCCGAGGCUUCCCUGAAAUCUUCCUCUGGAACAGAGAUUCAAGGGUGUAUCGAAGCGGGCCGUGGCACGGAGUCCGGUUUAGCGGCGUACCGGAGAUGCACUACUCACGUCUUCAGAUUCAACCAUUCCGUUGA